AUGCUAAAAAUCAUUAUUCCUACUGCUAUACUUAUACCAGUAACAUGACUAUCAAAACCCAAUAUAAUCUGAAUCAACUCAACUGCCUACAGCCUAUUGAUUAGCCUUAUCAGCCUCUCCUACCUGAACCAAUUGGGUGAUAAUAGUCUAAAUUUUUCACUACUAUUUUUCUCAGACUCACUCUCCGCACCUUUACUAGUGCUAACAACAUGACUCCUACCACUAAUACUAAUGGCCAGCCAGUCACAUUUAUCAAAAGAAAACCUAACUCGAAAAAAACUAUAUAUUACAAUACUCAUUCUCCUACAACUCCUUCUGAUCAUAACAUUUACCGCCACAGAACUAAUUAUAUUCUACAUUCUAUUUGAAGCUACACUAAUCCCGACCUUAAUUAUUAUUACCCGAUGAGGUAACCAGACAGAACGACUAAAUGCCGGCCUAUACUUUUUAUUCUAUACCCUAGUGGGCUCACUACCUCUUUUGGUCGCACUAUUAUACAUCCAAAAUACAAUAGGGACUUUAAAUUUCCUAAUUAUCCAAUACUGAGCCAAACCUAUCUCAACCACCUGGUCUAACAUUUUCCUCUGACUAGCAUGCAUGAUAGCAUUUAUAGUAAAAAUACCUUUGUACGGGCUUCACCUCUGACUACCAAAAGCACAUGUCGAAGCUCCUAUCGCUGGCUCAAUAGUCCUUGCUGCCGUACUAUUAAAACUAGGGGGGUACGGAAUAAUGCGCAUCACGGUCCUACUCAAUCCCGCAACAAACCAAAUAGCAUACCCUUUCAUGAUACUAUCCCUAUGAGGAAUAGUUAUAACAAGUUCUAUUUGCUUGCGCCAAACUGACCUAAAAUCCCUAAUUGCAUACUCAUCCGUAAGCCACAUAGCUCUAGUAAUUGUAGCAGUACUAAUUCAAACACCCUGAAGCUAUAUAGGAGCUACAGCCCUAAUAAUUGCUCACGGACUAACUUCAUCUAUACUAUUCUGCCUUGCAAACUCAAACUAUGAGCGAGUACAUAGCCGAACAAUAAUCCUAGCACGAGGCCUACAAACUAUUCUUCCUUUAAUAGCUGCCUGAUGACUGCUAGCCAGCCUAGCAAACUUAGCCCUGCCACCCACAAUUAACCUAGUCGGAGAAUUAUUCGUAGUAAUAGCCUCCUUCUCAUGAUCAAAUAUGACUAUUAUUCUAAUAGGUACAAAUAUCAUUAUCACAGCCCUAUACUCCCUCUAUAUACUUAUUACAACCCAACGAGGGAAAUAUACACAUCACAUCAAAAAUAUUAACCCAUCAUUCACACGAGAAAACGCCCUAAUAGCCCUCCAUAUACUCCCCCUUCUUCUUCUAUCACUUAGCCCCAAAAUUGUACUAGGUUCUGUUUACU
Prionailurus viverrinus (fishing cat) is the source of this 1378-nucleotide messenger RNA. The record is from the annotation of a RefSeq genome assembly. Lineage: Eukaryota; Metazoa; Chordata; Mammalia; Carnivora; Felidae.